This is a messenger RNA of Episyrphus balteatus (marmalade hoverfly), 330 nucleotides long. RefSeq names its product shematrin-like protein 2. Lineage: Eukaryota; Metazoa; Arthropoda; Insecta; Diptera; Syrphidae. The record is from RefSeq and is a predicted model, not a curated record. The transcript has a single exon. The coding region runs from base 1 to 330 and encodes 109 amino acids.
AUGAAUUUCUCUGUGAUAUUUUUAAUACUCGCUGUUUCAAAAGUUUGUGUUUUUGCUGACGAACUACCUGAUAUCGAGUCAAUUCAACCUGAGCCACUAAGUAGAUUCAAAAGACAACUUGGUUUUGGUCUAAUCGGUGGUGGCAUUGGAUUGGGAAGUAUUGGAGUCUAUCCUGGUUAUGGAGGAGGCUAUGGUGGAUAUGGAGGAGGUUAUGGUGGAUAUAGCAACUAUGGUGGAUAUGGUUAUGGUGGUGGAUACGGAGGAGGCUAUGGUGGAUAUGGAAGACCUUUCCACCAUCAUCAUCAUGGAGGAUUUGGUGGAUUUUAUUAA